AUGGCGAGUGGCAGCAGCGGGGGGGUUUCGGUGCCUGCGCUCUGGAGUGAAGUGAACCGUUAUGGCCAAAACGGCGACUUCACGCGCGCUCUCAAGACAGUCAACAAAAUACUACAGAUCAACAAGGAUGAUGUAAUGGCCCUGCACUGUAAAGUGGUAUGCCUUAUCCAGAAUGGAAGUUUCAAGGAAGCCUUGAAUGUCAUCAAUACUCACACCAAAGUGUUAGCCAAUAACUCUCUUUCCUUUGAGAAGGCAUAUUGCGAGUACAGGCUGAACAGAAUUGAGAAUGCCUUGAAGACAAUAGAAAGUGCCAACCAGCAGACAGACAAACUAAAAGAGCUUUAUGGACAAGUGUUAUAUCGGUUGGAACGCUAUGAUGAAUGCUUGGCUGUGUACAGAGAUCUCGUCCGAAACUCCCAAGAUGAUUAUGAUGAGGAGAGGAAAACAAACCUUUCAGCAGUUGUUGCAGCUCAAAGCAAUUGGGAAAAGGUGGUUCCAGAGAACUUGGGCCUCCAGGAAGGCACACACGAACUGUGCUAUAAUGCUGCAUGUGCACUGAUAGGACAAGGCCAGCUGAACCAGGCAAUGAAAAUCCUACAAAAGGCUGAAGAUCUUUGCCGCCAUUCAUUAUCAGAAGAUACUGAUGGAACUGAAGAAGACCCACAGGCAGAACUCGCCAUCAUUCAUGGUCAGAUGGCCUAUAUUCUGCAACUUCAGGGUCAUACAGAGGAAGCUUUGCAACUUUACAAUCAGAUAAUAAAACUUAAGCCAACAGAUGUGGGAUUGCUAGCUGUAAUUGCAAAUAACAUCAUUACCAUUAAUAAGGACCAAAAUGUCUUUGACUCCAAGAAGAAGGUGAAAUUAACGAAUGCAGAGGGAGUAGAGUUUAAGCUUUCCAAGAAACAACUGCAAGCUAUAGAAUUUAAUAAAGCUUUACUUGCUAUGUACACAAACCAGGCAGAACAAUGCCGCAAAAUAUCCACCAGUCUACAGUCCCAAAGUCCUGAGCAUCUCCUGCCUGUGUUAAUCCAAGCUGCCCAGCUCUGCCGUGAAAAGCAACAUAUAAAAGCAAUAGAGCUGCUUCAGGAAUUUUCAGAUCAGCAUCCAGAAAAUGCAGCUGAAAUUAAGCUGACUAUGGCACAGCUGAAAAUUUCCCAAGGUAAUAUUUCCAAAGCAUGUUUAAUAUUGAGAAGCAUAGAGGAGUUAAAGCAUAAACCAGGCAUGGUAUCUGCAUUAGUGACCAUGUACAGCCAUGAGGAGGAUAUUGAUAGUGCCAUUGAGGUCUUCACACAAGCUAUCCAGUGGUAUCAAAACCAUCAGCCCAAAUCUCCAGCUCAUUUGUCCUUGAUAAGAGAAGCUGCAAACUUCAAACUCAAAUAUGGACGGAAGAAGGAGGCAAUUAGUGACCUAGAACAGCUAUGGAAACAAAAUCCAAAAGAUAUUCACACCCUGGCACAGCUUAUUUCUGCUUACUCACUUGUAGAUCCUGAGAAAGCCAAAAUUCUUAGUAAACACUUACCCUCGUCGGACAGUAUGUCACUAAAAGUAGAUGUUGAGGCUCUUGAAAAUUCUCCUGGUGCUACGUACAUUCGGAAGAAGGGUGGAAAAGUUGCUGGAGAUAAUCAACCAAAGGAGCAAGGACAGGGAGAUUUGAAAAAGAAGAAGAAGAAAAAGAAGGGUAAACUGCCUAAGAAUUAUGACCCAAAAGUUACCCCAGAUCCAGAAAGAUGGUUACCAAUGAGAGAACGUUCUUACUACCGAGGAAGAAAGAAGGGUAAAAAGAAGGAUCAGAUUGGAAAAGGGACCCAGGGAGCAACUGCAGGAGCUUCAUCUGAACUGGAUGCCAGUAAAACUGUGAGCAGUCCACCCACCUCCCCAAGACCUGGCAGUGCAGCAACAGUAUCUGCCUCUACAAGUAAUAUUGUACCCCCAAGACACCAGAAACCUGCAGGGGCUCCAGCAACAAAAAAGAAACAGCAGCAGAAAAAGAAGAAAGGGGGAAAAAGUGGGUGGUGAUUAGAACA
Messenger RNA from Choloepus didactylus (southern two-toed sloth), 2024 nucleotides. RefSeq names its product signal recognition particle subunit SRP72-like. Gene Ontology annotation, molecular function: protein binding; 7S RNA binding; ribosome binding. NCBI's taxonomy places the organism in Eukaryota, Metazoa, Chordata, Mammalia, Pilosa, Megalonychidae. Gene Ontology annotation, biological process: SRP-dependent cotranslational protein targeting to membrane. The record is from RefSeq and is a predicted model, not a curated record. Gene Ontology annotation, cellular component: signal recognition particle, endoplasmic reticulum targeting.